CAAUAUAUAUAUGUCCCAGGACUCAUCUAUUAACUCACGCAUACACAUACAACUGAUCUUUACUCUCCGGAGAUUCUGGUGAUUAGUGAUGGCUUUAGCAAUUAAGAAGACACUAGCUUUCUUUAUGAUGAUUUUUGCUUUUCAAGUCUCUUUUGCAACUGUCUACAAGGUGGGUGACUCUGCUGGGUGGACGCUGCCAAUUAUCGGACAUGUCAAUUACACCGAUUGGGCUUCCAACAAGACCUUCCGCCUUGGAGAUAUUCUUCUAUUCACCUACAAGAAUCAAUUUCAUAACGUGGAACAAGUAACCCAGAAAAAUUAUGCGUCUUGCAUUGCAACAUCUCCGAUCGCUUCUUACAGCAGCGGCAACGACUCUAUCACCCUCAAAACGAUUGGCCGCAAGUAUUUCAUUUGUGGUACUCCCGGUCACUGUCAACUGGGACAGAAAUUUGGCAUCAACGUCACUGCAAUCCGUCAUGCCGCUUCAGGAACAACAGUCUGAUCUUCACUCUCUGCUCGGCUAUACUUAUAUUUUGCUUCUUCAUGUACUAGACCCCAAGAUUUCUCAGAGAUAUUACAGAUACUGUUUGAAUCUCUGCGCGAUUAUGGUUUUAAUUAACUCUUAGUUUAAUGAACAUAAUCUUUAUGUAAACAUAUAUAGGAAGCUGCUAAGUUUAAUUAAGAGUAAUUAUACUUUACCUUUAAAUCAAAUGAGAUGUUUUCUGGAUCA
Molecule: messenger RNA, 730 nt
Organism: Mangifera indica (mango)
Lineage: Eukaryota; Viridiplantae; Streptophyta; Magnoliopsida; Sapindales; Anacardiaceae
Product: stellacyanin-like
Exons: 2
Coding region: 89-502 (137 amino acids)
Cellular component (GO): plasma membrane
Molecular function (GO): electron transfer activity
Source: RefSeq, a predicted model, not a curated record